Molecule: messenger RNA, 1709 nt
Organism: Centropristis striata (black sea bass)
Lineage: Eukaryota; Metazoa; Chordata; Actinopteri; Perciformes; Serranidae
Gene: tmem45a
Product: transmembrane protein 45a
Exons: 8
Coding region: 407-1240 (277 amino acids)
Source: RefSeq, a predicted model, not a curated record
GAGCACGGACUGAUGACGCCAACUCACCUCUGUUAUCCAAUGGGACAGUUUAUUGGCCAGUAAAAGUCUAAAAUGUUUAGAGUCGGAAAAAUUUAGAAAAAAAGGUUGUGAAACGAGUCUGGAGGCUGCUGGGAGUCAGACAGAGCAGACAGCUGAUGUUUACUUCGUGUCCUAACGAGGAGCAGAGGAGAUUUCUAUCUUCCUUGGAAAAAAUGAUGAGAAAAUGAGGAUGCUUUGAGUUUCCUGACAGAAUAUACUUCGCAACUUUUCAUCUCCAGAGAUAAACAUACUUGGUUUUCAUAUGUCCCACACUCUUGAACGUUCCGAAGCCAUUCCGACGCUAUUGAAUGCACCAUACCUGUGUGUGAGCAGGAAAAGACACAAGCCUACCAAGGUGUGGUGAGUCAUGGGAAGCUUCAAGGGUCAUGCGCUCCCCGGAAGCUUCUUUCUGGUCGCUGGGAUCUGGUGGACAUUGAAGCACUCGCUCUGGCACGCCACCCGCAGGAACAAGAACAUCGGUUCCACUCGGCUGGCCAGCAGAGCCUCACAGCGCCGCCUGGAGAUCAUUGAAAACUCUGUUGUGCUCUUCUUUUCUUUUGUUGGGAUGCUGGCAGAGCAGUUUGCAGCAGAUGGACCGAAGCUCCAGCUGUACGACUCGACAGAGAAACACUGGGAAUAUCUGAUGAACUGGCAACACACCACCAUGUAUCUGUUCUUUGGCCUGUCUGCUGCUGUGUCUCUGGUUUUACACACCACAGAGGCUGCCCCACUGGCACUGGAUAGGCUAAUGCUGGCUAUUGCUUUCUUUAAUGAAGGAUUUCUUUUCUUCUACCACCUCCAUGGCAGGACUAUGCUCGACGUCCAUGUGCACCAGCUCCUUCUCUACGCCAUCUUUGGCGAGGCUCUUGUUGCCUUCUUGGAGAUCUUCCAUCGAGGUAAUAUCAUUCUGGAGCUGCUGCGCUGCACCCUGACUGUCGUGCAGGGAAGCUGGUUCUGGCAGAUUGGUUAUGUGCUGUACCCUCCCCAUGGCCCUGAGUGGGACCUAAAGGAUCACAACAACAUGAUGUUCGUCACCAUGUGUUUCUCCUGGCACCUCGCCUUCGCCAUGCUCAUCGUGAGCAUGCUCUAUUGCACUGCCAGCUGUGUGGUCCGCUCCAGAUUGAGGAGGACUCCUCCAAUGGAAAUGGGACUUUUGAAGCCCAGAGACAGGGAUCCAGACUCAGAGGAUGAGAUUUUAUGAAGAGGACUGUUAAACACCUACAUAGUGACUUAAAUCAGGGAUAUGAAGUUUGCAGAUCCAUCAGCAGUACGACUAGAAGCGUGCAGACAGAAGAGGGAUAAGGACAUGGUUUCUGGGUGCUUUACUUUAGAAAUAUAUCUCUACCUCUGCCCUAAUUAAUCAGCUGUAAACUCCAGCCUUACUCUCAUUGUUUUUGCUAUUUAUUUUACAGUGACCUUAUACUUUUCAUAUACGCUGUCAUAUCAUUUUUUUCAUUAUAAUUUUGCACAAACAGUAUAAGUGAACAUCAACUAAUAAGGGUGAGCUUUUUACAGAUUGCAUGCUUUUCAUUUGACUCACCAAAGUUGUUGGUGCUCAGUAACGCCAUCUUGUGGCUUUUUUUUUGUUUGUUUCAUAAUGUUGAGUCUCACAUGUCAGUCAAACUUAAAUGCCAAAAAAUACGAAUUUUAUUAAAUUUGUUUAAAUUUUC